This is a messenger RNA of Trichomonas vaginalis G3, 354 nucleotides long. RefSeq lists its product as uncharacterized. The record is from RefSeq and is a predicted model, not a curated record. The transcript has a single exon. Bases 1 to 354 code for a protein of 117 amino acids. Lineage: Eukaryota; Parabasalia; Trichomonadida; Trichomonadidae.
AUGGACACAGACACAGGCAUGCACCAAAACCAACACAACAACCAACAGUUCAAAAUCCAGCACCACAACAACAACCAACAGUUCAAAAUCCAGCACAACAACAACAACCAACAGUUCAAAAUCCAGCACAACAACCAACAGUUCAAAAUCCAGCACAGCAACCAACAGUUCAAAAUCCAGCACAGCAACCAACAGUUCAAAAUCCAGCACAACAACCAACAGUUCAAAAUCCAGCACAGCAACCAACAGUUCAAAAUCCAGCACAACAACCAACAGUUCAAAAUCCAGCACAACAACCACAAACAGAGCAAAGACAUAAAAGAAGUAGAGAAAAAGGAAACCAAGAAUUCUUAA